GCACACUGGGCCGAGCCAGCAGCAGCAGAGGAACAAGGAAACAUCUGGAUCAGAGAGGAAAUAAUCAUAAUGUGGGAUUAUUACACGAGUCUGUGCUGUUGUUCUCUGCUCCUUUAGAGGAGAAGAGAAAGAACCGGAGGAACUAGAAACUCCUGCUGCUGGUUUCUGGUCUCGGAGAAACAAGUCGCCUCUCCAGUCUCCACCAUGGAUCAGUCCGUCGCGAUUCAAGAAACUCUGGAAAGGGAAGAAAACUGCCUCAUAGCUGUCCAGUGUGACGUCUUCUCUGAUGACAACACAGAGAGCAGACUGCUGGGGCUGGUGGAGUCCACAGACGAGCAUGCAAUCUUUAUUUAUACCCAUCGAAGGAUGGCCAUUACUGCUGAUGAUGUGUCACUGGAGGACAUGGUGCCCAUCUCCCUCGACUUUGCUGUUGUGGAAGUUUCUUCACCAGAGGAACUUGCGGUUGUGGGUGCUGAUACUAAAGUGAGGCUAAGCUACCAGGAUGAGGAGUUAGAGCUCAGACUUCCUUUUGGGUCCCACUCGCGGCUUUUCCUCAGUGAGGUCAACAGGGCGUGGAGCGAUGUUUGCAAGUCGACCACAGAGGCUCCCAAGUUCGAGUGGAUCAGCAAGUACCACAAAGCGACGGCCAGCAGAGGCCAGGGAGUCGUCAAACAGGCCCUGGCUCCCCUCGGCACAACGCUCACCAAACUCAACCAGCACCGCAAAACAGAGAAAUCAUCAGACAAAAAGGGAAAUGUAGAAAGGGAGAAAGGAUCUAACAGUGGAAUACAGAAGGCCAAAGCAUAUUCCAGCACAGAGAGUCAGGGCAGCCGAGAGGAGCGGGAUGACCUGGUGCGCUCCUCCAGCCACACCACCUCCAACAAGGCUCAGAUCCUCGCCAUGCCGCAGUUCAGGCUGCGCGACAACCUCAUCAGGUGUGAGCUGCUGAAGAACGAGGACCUCUACACCUACCCGGAGGACUUCAGGUUCUUUCUGGGCACGUACAAUGUGAACGGACAGACACCAAAGGAAAGCCUCCAACCCUGGCUGAGCUGCACUCUGAACCCUCCUGACAUGUACUGUGUGGGUUUCCAGGAGCUGGACCUCAGUAAGGAGGCGUUCUUCUUCAACGACACGCCCAAAGAGCUGGAGUGGACCAAGGCCGUGUCCGACGCCUUGCAUCCAGACGCCAAGUAUGCCUUAGUGAAGCUGGUGCGUCUGGUGGGCAUCAUGCUGAUCUUCUACGUGAAGAAGGAACAUGCAGAGUUUAUUUCUGAAGUGGAGGCUGAGACUGUGGGCACCGGCAUCAUGGGGAGGAUGGGAAAUAAGGGUGCCGUGGCAAUCCGUUUUCGCUUCCACAACUCUGAUAUCUGCGUGGUCAACUCUCACCUCGCCGCCCACAUUGAGGAAUACGAGAGACGUAAUCAAGACUACAAGGACAUAUGCAGUCGCCUCCAUUUCCGCCAGCUCGAUCCUACCCAGCCUCCACUCACCAUCAUGAAGCACGAUGUGAUUUUAUGGAUCGGGGACCUCAACUACAGGAUCAGUGAGCUGGACGUCUCUAACGUGAAGGAGCUAAUCGGCAAGAAGGACUUUGAGACGCUUCACAGUUUCGAUCAGCUCAAGAGGCAGAUCGAUGAGGAGGCCGUGUUUGUUGGCUUUGAGGAGGGAGAGAUUGAGUUCCAGCCCACCUAUAAAUACGACACUGGAUCUGACAAAUGGGAUACGAGUGAAAAAUGCCGUGUUCCUGCCUGGUGCGACCGUAUUCUGUGGCGAGGGAAGAACAUCACGCAGCAGCAUUACCAGAGUCACAUGGCUCUGAAGACCAGCGACCACAAACCAGUCAGCUCCCUGCUGGUCGUCGGGAUCAAGAAAGUAAAUCCUGAAGCGUAUAAGAAGACCUUUGAAGAGAUCGUCCGAAAUAUAGACAAAAUGGAGAAUGAGUGUAUUCCGUCAGUCACCCUGUCCAAGAGAGAGUUCCACUUUCAGGAUGUGAAGUACAUGCAGCACCAGGCGGAGACUCUGAGCCUGUUCAACGACGGGCAGGUCCCCUGUCAGUUUGAGUUCAUCCAGAAACCCAACGAGCUCACGUACUGCAAGCCCUGGCUCACCGCCAACCCCCCCAAAGGCUUCAUCGCUCAGGGUGGUUCUGUGGAUAUUGAUCUGGAGGUUUUUGUGAACCGCUGCACUGCCCCUGAACUGAACUCUGGCAAGGAGCAGAUUGAAGACAUCCUGGUGCUCCACCUGGAGCGUGGCAAGGACUACUUCAUCUCCGUGACAGGAAACUACCUGCCCAGCUGCUACGGCUCCUCCAUCAGCUCACUGUGUCAGCUGAGGGAGCCCAUCCAGGACAUGCCGCAGGAGACGCUCCGCCAAGUGGCGGAGUCUGGAAAUGAGAAUGCUUCAAACAGUGAGAAGCCUCUAGAUAUCCCUAAAGAACUCUGGAUGAUGGUGGACCACUUGUUCCGCAACGCACUCAAACAGGAAGACAUAUUUCAGCAGCCUGGGCUCCGCAGUGAAUUUGCAGAAAUAAGAGAUUGCCUCGACACUGGCAUUCAAGAUUCUCUACCGGGCAGUAACCACUCGGUGGCCGAGGCCUUGCUGCUCUUCCUGGACGCUCUCCCAGAGCCCGUGGUCCCCUUCUCCUUCUACCAGCAGAGCCUGGAGAGCUGCUCCAACGCUCCUCAGUGUGAGAAAGUUAUUUCCAUGCUACCUCAGUGCCAUAAAAACGUGUUCAACUAUUUAGCGGCCUUCCUCCGGGAGCUGCUGAAGAACUCUGCUAGCAAUCGAUUAGAUGUCAACAUCCUGGCCACCAUUUUUGCCUCGUUGCUGCUGAGGUCUCCGUCGAAGCAGGAUCUGGCAGAAAAGAGGAAGACUCAGGAGUUCUUUCAGCACUUCCUGUCCCAGAGCUCCUCCUAGACGGAGGACGCCAUCUUUGUUCUUCAUGCUGAAGUUGAACACUAAAAAACAACUGUACAGUCCAGUAUUUGGAUCAAUAAACUAUCAUGAUUUCUUAUAUUCUUAGAUGGCUCUUUGUAUAGAUAUAUAUGGUAUAAAUAACUACUGUAAGUGAUAUUAGUCUGUUUCACACACAGAUCAUGCACAGUUUAUUGUAUAUCGUUGAGCAUCUGUAGACUUAACAAUUUUUAAUGUAUGUAUAUUUUAUUUAAAAAAAAUAAAUUUGUAUUUUAAUGUUUCUGAUCUAAGCACCAUCAUGUUUUUAUAUAUAAAAUGGUUUGAAACAA
This is a messenger RNA of Centropristis striata (black sea bass), 3245 nucleotides long. It is a transcript of the gene inpp5b, whose product is annotated as inositol polyphosphate-5-phosphatase B. Gene Ontology annotation, cellular component: cytosol; membrane. Gene Ontology annotation, molecular function: phosphatidylinositol-4,5-bisphosphate 5-phosphatase activity; inositol-1,4,5-trisphosphate 5-phosphatase activity. The transcript has 23 exons. Gene Ontology annotation, biological process: phosphatidylinositol dephosphorylation; signal transduction. Lineage: Eukaryota; Metazoa; Chordata; Actinopteri; Perciformes; Serranidae. The record is from RefSeq and is a predicted model, not a curated record. Bases 205 to 2919 code for a protein of 904 amino acids.